AUGUCGAACCAAACCAUCUUGAGGAUCAAUAGGGAAGUUGCUGCUAUCCAGCAAGGUAGUGACCUUUCCAUUGCAGUGGCCUGUCAGGAAGAAGACGUACGUCAUGUGAAAGCACUCAUCAUCGGCCCUCAUGCCACACCUUAUGAAUACGGCUUCUUUGAAUUCACUGUCAACUUCGGCGCCGAAUACCCUAGCAAACCUCCCAAGGUCGAGGCGCGUACGACAAACAAAGGGAGAACUCGCUUCAAUCCAAACAUCUAUGCAGGCGGAAAGGUUUGUCUUUCGAUUCUGGGGACUUGGCAUGGUGAACGCCCAGGCGAAGAGUGGUCCUCCGCUCAAGGCCUGGAGUCCAUCUUGUGGUCGAUCCAGAGCCUGAUGUCCAACAACCCCUAUGAGAACGAGCCAGGAUACGAGAAUGCCAAAAGUGCUGAGGAUAAGAAGAUGAACGAACUUUACUGUGCCAAGAUUCGACACGAGACGAUACGAGUUGCCGUCCUACAGAAACUGGAGGAUGCUCUCGGCAUACAAUCAGACGGUUCAAUUGCAGCCAACAGCUCCCCGAAAUGGGCAUCCGGAGACGAAGACGACGAGCCCCGUGACGAGAAGCCUGAGCCUGAACCCAAACUCAAGUUUGAACCAUUCCGCGAUCUCUACAAACGACGGUUCCUCUGGUAUUAUGAAACCUACAUGUCAACCAUCGAAGAGCAUACUCCAAAGCACAAAGACAGCUCGGAUUUCACCAAAAUGCCCUUUGAAGGAGGUGGGAAUUCGAUGGAUGGGAAAUUCCGCUAUGGUGAUCUGGGCAGACGCCUGGUCCGCGUCAAGCAAGUCAUCACUGAAGAGACGAACAAAUGGGCCGUGGAAGGUCUAGCACUCAAGACGCGUGAAUCAUCCAAGGCAGCAGGCGUGCAGCGACAAUUCGAGCAGAUCGGAGAUUAUCUCAGGCAAAAGCAGUGUCAUAACCUAUCAGUGGAGCUGGAAGAGAACAAUCCAUAUGUGUGGCUGAUGACGUACUUUGGUAAACCCAUGACUCACCUAGAUGGUGGCAUCUUCAAGAUCAGAAUGAGCAUCAGCCCUCGCUUCCCGGACCAGCAGCCUCGCAUCAAGGUUGAGACUCCCAUAUACCACCAUCGAGUUUCCAAGGACGGUGUCAUGUGCUACUUUCCAAAGAAGCCCGAGGAAAUCAGAAAUCAUGUUGAAAGCAUUGUGGAGGCCUUGGAAGAGGAUUCGCCUCCUUAUGAUCCUCGAACGAUCGUCCGUCCCGAGGCUAGUAAGUUGCUGUGGGGUUCGGAUAGCGACAAGAAGAGAUACUAUCGCCAGCUCAGAAGAUCUGCUCAGCAAUCCUGUGAAGAGGGCGGAAUGUGA
This is a messenger RNA of Exophiala bonariae, 1365 nucleotides long. RefSeq lists its product as uncharacterized. The transcript has 4 exons. Bases 1 to 1365 code for a protein of 454 amino acids. NCBI's taxonomy places the organism in Eukaryota, Fungi, Ascomycota, Eurotiomycetes, Chaetothyriales, Herpotrichiellaceae. The record is from RefSeq and is a predicted model, not a curated record.